Heterocephalus glaber (naked mole-rat) is the source of this 1188-nucleotide messenger RNA. RefSeq names its product E2F transcription factor 5 (gene E2f5). Gene Ontology annotation, molecular function: RNA polymerase II cis-regulatory region sequence-specific DNA binding; protein dimerization activity; DNA-binding transcription factor activity, RNA polymerase II-specific. NCBI's taxonomy places the organism in Eukaryota, Metazoa, Chordata, Mammalia, Rodentia, Bathyergidae. Gene Ontology annotation, biological process: regulation of transcription by RNA polymerase II. The record is from RefSeq and is a predicted model, not a curated record. Gene Ontology annotation, cellular component: RNA polymerase II transcription regulator complex.
GCGCGCCAGGACGCGAUGGCGGCGGCGGAGCCCGCAGGCUCAGGCCAGCCGGCGCCGCAGGGCCAGGGCCAGCGGCCGCAGGCGCAGUCCCCGCAGGGACAGACCCCGACCCCGCCGCCGCAGUUCGGGGGCGUCGGGGGCGGCAGCAGCAGGCACGAGAAGAGCCUGGGGCUGCUCACUACCAAGUUCGUGUCGCUGCUGCAGGAGGCCAAAGACGGCGUCCUGGAUCUCAAAGCGGCUGCAGAUACAUUGGCUGUGAGGCAAAAAAGAAGAAUUUAUGAUAUCACCAAUGUCUUAGAGGGAAUUGAUUUGAUUGAAAAAAAGUCAAAAAAUAGUAUCCAAUGGAAAGGUGUAGGCGCUGGCUGUAAUACUAAAGAAGUUAUAGAUAGAUUAAGAUUUCUUAAAGCUGAAAUUGAAGAUCUAGAACUGAAAGAAAGAGAACUUGAUCAGCAGAAAUUGUGGCUACAGCAAAGCAUCAAAAAUGUGAUGGAUGACUCCAUUAAUAAUAGAUUUUCCUAUGUAACUCAUGAAGAUGUCUGCAAUUGCUUUAAUGGUGAUACACUUUUGGCUAUUCAGGCACCUUCUGGUACACAGCUGGAGGUACCUAUUCCAGAAAUGGGUCAGAAUGGACAAAAGAAAUACCAGAUCAAUUUAAAAAGUCAUUCAGGACCUAUCCACGUGCUGCUUAUCAAUAAAGAGUCCAGUUCAUCUAAGCCUGUGGUUUUUCCCGUCCCCCCACCUGAUGACCUCACACAGCCUUCUUCUCAGUCCUCCACUCCAGUGACUCCACAGAAAUCCAGCAUGCUGGCUCAGAACUCGCCUGAGCAACAUGUGUCCGAAAGAAGCCAGAGUCUUCAGCAGAUACCAGCUACAGAAAUAGCUUCUGUAGGAUCUAUUAGUGGAGAUAUUAUCGAUGAGUUAAUGUCUUCUGAUGUGUUUCCACUCUUACGGCUUUCUCCUACCCCUGCAGAUGACUACAACUUUAAUUUAGAUGAUAAUGAAGGAGUUUGUGAUCUGUUUGAUGUCCAGAUACUAAAUUAUUAGAUUCCAUGGAAACUUGGGACUGUUAUCUACCUCUAACUGUGUAACAUUUUAGAUUUCUUAAUAACCUAAGUAUUUAAAAAUAAUGAAUGUAACACCUUUUUAGUUCACUGAUUCUGAAGUGUUCUUCUCUAAUUCUUUCUUUUU